CCGGAUGUGAGGUUCGGUGUGCAGGUCACCCUUUCCCACGGCGCCGCGGCCCGCAGAGCGUCUGUCUCUCCGCUGGCAGGAGGGCGCCAUGGAGGCGCCUCCGCCCGCGCCCCGCAGCCUCCUUUGCGGAGCCUGGGGUCCUUUCCCCCGAGUCUUUGCUGCCGGUGCCGUGGCUGCGGAUUCCCAAGGCUUUGCAGAGGACGGGGAGUUGCGUCCAUAUGUCUCAGAGCCCGGGUCCUCGGAAUCCGGAUGGGACCGCCUCCGGCUGCUGUUUACCAAAGAUGAACAACAGAAAUUCCCAAAGGAAGUUGACUAUAUCUGCAGGGCGGCAGUUUCAGCAGGUAUCAUCGGCUGGGCAUAUGGAGGGAUACCUGCUUUUAUUUAUGCUAAAAAGCGCUACAUUGAACAGAGCCAAGCAGAGAUUUAUCAUAACCGAUUUGAUGCUGUGCAAAGUGCGCACCGUGCUGCCACGAGGGGCUUCAUCCGGUAUGGCUGGCGCUGGAGUUGGAGAACUGCAGUCUUUGUGACCAUAUUCAACACAGUGAACACAGGACUAACUGUGUAUCGAAAUAAAGAUGCCUUGAGCCAUUUUGCCAUUGCAGGAGCUGUCACAGGAGGUCUUUUCAGAAUAAACUUAGGUGUUCGAGGCCUGGUGGCUGGUAGUAUAAUUGGAGCGUUGUUGGGCACGCCCAUGGGAAGCUUGCUGAUGGCCCUCCAGAAGUACUCUGGUGAGACUGUGCAGGAGAGAAGGCAGAAGGACAGGAAGGCCCUGCAUGAGCAGAGACUCGAAGAGUGGAGAAGCAGUCUACAAGUCACUGAGCGCCUCCCUGUGGAGAUUGAAAGUGGCUUAGAGAAGAUUCAACCUGAGGAAGAUGCUCAGAGGAUCGAGGCGCUGCUCAGCCUCCCUAGGAACCCCUCCUUGCCAGAUGAACAGAGCAAGGCCUGAGGAGCAGGUCUGUGUGUGGAGCUCUGCCUUGCUGGCCAGCUGACAGAUGUGAGUGCUGGCAGCUGUGGGAGCAGGCACUUGUCUCCGUCUUUUUUACAUCAAGAAUCGGGCACUCAGUGCUGGGCAGGAUGUCACUGAGCCAUCAUUCCAGCCGCUUGGAGGCCGAGAAAGGAAGAUAGUGUGAGGCUAGCUUGAGCUACCUAAUGAGAACCUGGUUCAAAACUGUGCACCCACAAAAUCAAACAGCAGAGCCAAAAACAACCCAAAUAUCCUUAUUUAUUCUGAUCAUUGGUCCAUCUAAAUACUUAACAUUUUUCUAUCCUGCGGGAUUCUAUACAAGUAGAAUUCUUCCCAAAAGAUUAAAAUUGUGUUGUUUGGAUCGCCUAUGCACGCCUCAGUCUUUUAAGGAUAUUCUCUUGGAGCAGCUGCAAGGAACUAAAUAGCGGAGCACGGCCGUGAGAUCCUCUUCCGUAGGCCCUCAAAUAGUGUGGGCCUCCAAGUAUUUAGUUGUUUGGAUUUUUAAAAAAUAAGAAUAAAAGGGGGCUGGAGAGAUGGCUCAGCAGUUAAGAGCACAGACUAUUUUUCUGAAGGUCUUGAGUUCAAAUCCCAGAAACCACAUGGUUGCUCACAACUAUCUGUCAUGAGAUCGGACGCCCUCAUCUGGUGGGUAUAUUUGAAGACAGGUACAGUGUACCUAAUAUAAUAAUAAAUACAUUUUUUAAAAAUGGUGA
Messenger RNA from Apodemus sylvaticus (European woodmouse), 1677 nucleotides. It is a transcript of the gene Timmdc1, whose product is annotated as translocase of inner mitochondrial membrane domain containing 1. Bases 89 to 946 code for a protein of 285 amino acids. The record is from RefSeq and is a predicted model, not a curated record. Gene Ontology annotation, cellular component: mitochondrion. NCBI's taxonomy places the organism in Eukaryota, Metazoa, Chordata, Mammalia, Rodentia, Muridae. The transcript has 7 exons.